UUAAGUUUCAUUCGUAUCAUACCGACGUGUCUUAAUUAUAUUCAUCACCAGCAGCAGCAGCAGCAUGGGAGUUACAACUGUCACCACCAAACCGUUUGAAACUCAACUGAGCCCGGCGCUUUUGAAGAAGGCCCAAUGCGAAUUGGGCGAAGAUGAGGAGCGCAGGCAACAGGUGAUUGAAAUCAUCCGCCAAUGGGUGGCGCAGCAGCCGCAUUUGCAACGCAUCCGCAUGGACGACUAUGGCAUUAUCUGUUUUGCUCGGGGCUGCAAGUACAGUCUGGAGAAAAUGAAAACUAAAAUGGAUUUGAUGUUUACGUUGAGGACGGCCUUGCCGGAAUUCUUCGCCGGAUGGGAUCCGCUCAAGCCGCAAAUUCAAGCCGCUCUUGCCUGCGGAUCGUUCCUACCUUUGCCUGAUUACGACCAGCACGGCAGAAAAGUGAUCGUCAUGCGGCCGGGAUGCUACGAUCCUUUCCGCCACAAGCCGGAAGACAUCGAGAAGGCCAAUUUCAUGAUCUCUGACGUCAUGGUGCAGAACGAUGAGCAAUUGUUCGUUAGCGGAAUGGUCAUCAUCUACGAUUGCGAAGGUUUCACACUGAACCACUUCACUCAGCGGCCGCUCUCCUUGACUAAAAAACACAUGUAUUACCUGCAGAGCGCUCCGUUGAGUCCGAAAACGAUCCACUUUAUUCGAACGACUUCCGUGUUUCAAACGGUUCACAAUGUCAUGACCAACUUCAUCAACGAUAAAAUGAAGCAAAGGUUAAAGGUUCACGGUCCCAAUAUGGAAUCCCUUUACCAAGACAUCGAUCGUAAGAUUCUCCCCAAGGAUUACGGAGGCGAUGGAAUGUCAAUUGCCGAACUCACAGAUAUGUGGAAGAAAAAAGUCGAAGAGAAAAGGGAUUUCCUGAUGGAAUCGGAGAAAAAUCUGCGCGUGGACGAGUCGCGACGACCGGGCAAAGCUAAGACGGCCCAAGAUAUUUUCGGCAUCGAAGGAUCAUUCCGCAAACUCAACGUCGAUUAAUUUCUGUCUUCAUAAUAAAAUAUAUUGUAUAUGUUUAUUUCUUCGUUGUGUAUACGUUUAGGGGGAUUUUGUAUAGAAAUUAUUUGUUUCCACCGUGUGAAAAUAAUGAUAAUAAAACAACAAUAAUUCGUGUUCCAUCAAAAUCUAUGUCAAUAUGUCGAAUGUCAAAUAACGCUGGUGAUCAAAUAUUAAAUACAUAUCAUUUAAUCCGAAA
This is a messenger RNA of Daphnia pulex (common water flea), 1235 nucleotides long. Its product is annotated as retinol-binding protein pinta-like. Lineage: Eukaryota; Metazoa; Arthropoda; Branchiopoda; Diplostraca; Daphniidae. Gene Ontology annotation, molecular function: phosphatidylinositol bisphosphate binding. Bases 65 to 1021 code for a protein of 318 amino acids. The record is from RefSeq and is a predicted model, not a curated record. The transcript is spliced from 6 exons. Gene Ontology annotation, cellular component: membrane.